UUUGUGAGGCCGUAAAGCAGCAGGACGCGAAGAAGAGGGACACACCCUCCGCCACUGCCGUACCCACAGCUGCCCAGCCUCACCUGGUGGAGAUCUGCAAGCCUGUAAGCCCUGAAACUGAAGACGCAGACAUGAAGAAGAAGAUUGUAGUGGUGGAGGAGAUAGUGGAGGUGAAGCAGCUUAUUACUCCUGAAGCGGCUGAGGGGCAGCUGCCUCCACCACCUGUGCAACCUGAGGAGGAAGAGGAGGAACUGGACUUGGAUGUUCUGGAAGAACUCGCCAUAGAGCGGGCACUUUUAUCCGGGGCUGCAGGAACAUCACCCGAGGAGUGGGAUCACUCGCUUGUGGAACCUGAGGAGAAGACAUGGCCAAACUUCAUUGAAGAUGAACGGGAUCGAGUACAGAAGAAGACCUUUACGAAAUGGGUGAACAAGCAUCUGAUAAAGUCGCAUCAUCAUGUCUCAGACCUCUACGAAGACCUGAGAGAUGGACACAACCUGAUCUCCCUGUUGGAGGUCCUCUCUGGGGAAACACUGCCCAGAGAGAAAGGCCGCAUGAGAUUCCAUAAACUGCAGAAUGUGCAGAUCGCGCUUGACUUCCUCAAACACCGCCAGGUCAAGCUGGUGAACAUCAGAAAUGAUGACAUAGCAGAUGGAAACCCCAAGCUGACGCUGGGGUUAAUAUGGACCAUCAUCCUCCACUUCCAGAUCUCAGAUAUUCAGGUGAACGGUCAGUCAGAAGACAUGACAGCCAAAGAAAAGCUUCUUCUUUGGUCCCAGAGGAUGACCGAUGGCUACCAGGGCAUCCACUGCGAGAACUUCACCACCAGCUGGAGGGAUGGCAAGCUCUUCAACGCCGUCAUACACAAGCACUACCCCAGACUCAUCGACAUGGGGCGAGUGUACCGACAGUCCAACCAGGAGAACCUGGAACAGGCUUUCAGUGUAGCUGAGAAAGACUUGGGAGUGACACGUCUCCUGGACCCUGAGGAUGUUGAUGUUCCUCACCCUGAUGAGAAGUCCAUCAUCACAUAUGUGUCAUCUUUGUAUGAUGUCAUGCCUCGUAUGGACGUCCAUGACGGAGUCAGAACUAAUGAUCUGGAGCUGCGCUGGCAGGAGUACUACGAGCGGGUGACCGUUCUGCUCCAGUGGAUCCGCCAUCAUGUCAUGAUCUUUGAAGAGAGGAAAUUCCCCGCCAGCUAUGAGGAGAUCGAGAUUCUGUGGCGGCAGUUCCUGAAGUUUAAAGAGACCGAGCUACCAGUGAAAGAAUCCGACAAGAACCACACCAAACCCAUCUACCAGUCUUUUGAGAGCGCAGUGCACGCUGGCCAAGUUAAAGUUCCGCCGGGGUACCAUCCCAUUGAUGUGGAGAAAGAAUGGGGUCGACUCCACGUGGCCAUUUUGGAGAGAGAGCGGCUUCUCAGGAUAGAGUUUGAGAGACUGGAGAGGCUCCAGAGGAUUGUCAGUAAGGUCCAGAUGGAGUCUGGGGUAUGUGAUGAGGAGCUCAAUCAUCUGGAGACUCUGCUUCAGACGGACAUCCGUCUGUUGAAUGCGGGGAAACCAGCUCAACACACAGCAGAAGUGUCGAGAGAACUGGACAAAGCAGAUGGCGUGAUUCGCAUGCUCUUCAACGAUGUACAGGUCCUCAAGGACGGGCGCCACCCUCAGGCUGACCCGAUGUAUCGCAGGAUUUACCACCUGCACGAGCGCCUGGUGAACUUGCGCAGUGAUUACAACUUGCGUCUGAAGUCUGCUCCUUUGAGUCCCACUCGUGUUACCAUGACCCAGACCUCCCAGCAGUCCUCCAUGAAGGUGCGGCCCGAGUUGGAUGACGUGACCCUGCGGUAUGUCCAAGACCUGCUGGCCUGGGUGGAGGAGAACCAGCAUCGUAUCGAUGAAGCAGAGUGGGGCUCUGACCUGCCCUCUGUGGAGUCCCACCUAGGCAGCCAUAGAGGCCUGCACCAGACAGUGGAAGACUUUCGAUCCAAGAUCGAGCGUGCCAAAGCUGAUGAGAGCCAACUUUCACCUGUCAGCAGAGCCACGUACAGAGAAUACCUGGGUAAACUGGAUCUUCAGUAUGGCAAACUACUGAACUCUUCCAAGUCCCGCUUAAGGAACUUGGAUUCCCUCCAUGCCUUCGUCAGCGCUGCCACUAAAGAACUGAUGUGGCUCAAUGAAAAAGAAGAGGAGGAGGUCAACUUUGACUGGAGUGACAGAAACCCCAACAUGACUGCUAAGAAAGACAACUACUCGGGUCUUAUGCGAGAACUGGAACUGAGGGAGAAGAAGGUGAAUGACAUCCAGGCCAUGGGGGACAAACUGGUCAGGGAUGGACAUCCCGGCAAGAAAACGGUUGAGGCCUUCACAGCUGCCCUGCAGACUCAGUGGAGCUGGAUCCUCCAGCUGUGCUGCUGCAUCGAGGCUCAUCUCAAAGAAAACACAGCCUACUACCAGUUCUUCAAUGACGUGAAAGAGGCUCAGGAGAAAAUGAAGAAGAUCCAAGAAAACAUGAAAAAGAAAUACAGCUGCGAUCGCUCCACCACAGCCACGCGGCUGGAGGAUCUGCUGCAGGACGCCGUGGAUGAGAAAGAACAACUGAAUGAAUAUAAGAGUCUUGUGACCAGUUUAAACAAGCGAGCUCGAUCCAUCAUCCAGCUGAAACCACGCAACCCCACGACCCCACUCAAAGGCAAACUGCCCAUUCAGGCUGUUUGUGACUUCAAACAGGCGGAGAUCACUGUCCACAAAGGAGAUGAGUGUGCGCUCCUCAACAACUCCCAACCCUUCAACUGGAAGGUUCUGAACCAGUCUGGAGAUGAGGCGGUGGUGCCGUCUGUCUGCUUUAUUGUGCCUCCAGUCAACAAGGAGGCCACAGACAGUGUGUCCAGUCUGGAUGCAGGUCAUCAGCAGAUGGUGACCAUAUGGCAGAGGCUGCAUAUAGAUAUGAAGAGCUUGCUGUCGUGGCAGUGCCUGAUGAGAGACUUCACACAAAUACGCUCCUGGAACAUCACCACGCUGAAGACCAUGAAGCCAGAGGAGUAUCGUUUGCUGAUGAGAAACCUGGAGCUCCACUACCAGGACUUCAUGCGUGACAGUCAGGACUCGGAGCUCUUCGGCCCUGCUGACCGCAUGCAGGUGGAGGAGGAUUUCACCACGUCUACCCAGCAUUUUGACACCCUGCUUCGCUCCAUGGAGAAAGGUCAACAGGAUGAGACGCAGUGUAAGACGUACAUCUCUGAGCUCAAAGACCUUCGUCUGCACAUCGAAGACUGUGAGGCUCGCACCGUCGCUCGCAUCCGCAAACCUGUGGAACGGGAACCUUUGAAAGAGUGUAUUCAGAAGACGACAGACCAGAAGAAAGUCCACAUCGAGCUCGAGGGUCUUAAGAAGGACCUGGACAAGGUCUCUGCAAAGGCCGAAGAGGUGUUGGCCUCAUCUCAGCAGUCUGCCUCUGCUCCUGUCCUGCGGUCAGAGCUGGACCUCACUGUGCAGAAGAUGGAUCAUGCUCACAUGCUGUCUGCAGUUUAUCUCGAAAAGCUGAAGACUGUAGAAAUGGUCAUUCGUAACACACAGGGUGCUGAGGGAGUCCUCAAGCAGUAUGAGGACUGUCUGCGGGAAGUCCACACUGUUCCGAGUGAUGUCAAGGAAGUGGAAAGUUACCGAGCCAAACUAAAGAAAAUGCGAGCAGAAGCUGAGGGUGAACAGCCGGUGUUCGAUUCCCUGCAAGAAGAGCUACAGAAAGCCUCUGCAGUGAGCAACAAGAUGUCCCGCGUGCACAGCGAGCGUGAUGUUGAACUGGACCACUAUCGCCAGCUCCUGUCUAGUCUCCAGGAUCGGUGGAAGGCGGUUUUCACCCAGAUCGACCUUCGCCAAAGAGAGCUGGAGCAACUUGGCCGUCAGCUUGGCUACUAUCGUGACAGUUAUGAUUGGUUGAUCCGUUGGAUUGCUGAUGCCAAGCAAAGGCAGGAAAAGAUCCAGGCUGUGCCCAUUACUGACAGCAAAACUUUGAAAGAGCAACUCGCGCAGGAGAAGAAACUUCUGGAGGAGAUUGAGAACAACAAGGAUAGCGUGGACGAGUGUCAAAACUAUGCAAAAGCAUACAUUGAUACGAUCAAGGACUAUGAGCUGCAGCUGGUCGCCUACAAAGCUCACGUGGAACCUCUAACAUCUCCGUUAAAGAAAACCAAACUGGACUCUGCUUCUGACAACAUCAUUCAGGAGUAUGUCACACUGAGGACCAAGUACAGCGAGCUGAUGACUCUGACGAGUCAGUACAUAAAGUUCAUCACUGAUACGCAGCGCCGCCUGGAGGAAGAGGAGAAAGCUGCAGAGAAACUCAAAGCUGAAGAGCAGAGAAAAAUGGCCGAGAUGCAGGCUGAGUUAGAAAAGCAGAAGCAGUUAGCCGAAGCUCACGCGAAGGCCAUUACCAAAGCAGAGAAAGAGGCUCAAGAGCUGAAGCUCAGAAUGCAGCAAGAAGUAAGCAGGAGGGAAAUUGCUGCUGUCGAUGCAGAAAAACAAAAGCAGAACGUCCAGCUGGAACUGCAAGAGCUCAAAAACCUCUCCGAGCAGCAGAUCAAGGACAAGAGCCAGCAGGUAGACGACGCUCUCCAAAGCCGGGCCAAGAUUGAGGAGGAAAUCUACCUCAUCAGGAUACAGCUAGAGACAACAUUAAAACAAAAGUCCACAGCAGAAUCUGAACUCCAACAGCUGCGUGACCGAGCAGCUGAAGCUGAGAGACUCCGAAAGACUGCCCAAGAAGAAGCAGAGAAGCUUCGUAAGCAGGUCAGCGAGGAGACUCAGAAGAAGCGCCUCGCAGAGGAGGAGCUGGUUCGUAAAUGUGAGGCAGAAAAGGAAGCCGCGAAGCAAAAGCAAAAAGCUCUGGAGGAUCUGGAAAUGUUGAGGAUGCAGGCCGAAGAAGCAGAAAGGCAAGUGAAGCAGGCGGAGCUCGAAAAGGAGAAACAAAUCAUGGUUGCCCAGGAGGCGGCCCAGAAGAGCGCGGCUGCUGUGCUCCAGAGCAAACACAUAUCAUUUGUGGAAAAGACUUCAAAGCUUGAGGAGUCACUCAAACAAGAGCACGGUGCCGUCCUUCAGCUGCAGCAGGAAGCCGCACGGCUGAAGCGGCAGCAAGAGGAUGCAGAAAAUGCUCGGGAAGAAGCGGAAAAAGAGCUGGAAAAAUGGAGGCAGAAAGCCAACGAGGCCCUCCGUCUGAGACUCCAGGCCGAGGAAGAAGCUCACCAAAAGAGCCUCACUCAGGAGGAGGCCGAGAGACAAAAGGAAGAUGCUGAACGUGAAGCUAAAAAGAGAGCCAAGGCAGAAGAUUCGGCACUGAAGCAGAAGGAAAUGGCUGAGAAAGAGCUCGAGAGGCAGCGGAAGCUGGCUGAGAGCACAGCUCAACAGAAACUCAACGCAGAACAGGAGCUGAUUCGUCUCAGGGCAGAUUUUGACAAUGCAGAACAACAGCGAUCCCUCCUGGAAGACGAACUUUACCGUCUGAAGAAUGAAGUCUUGGCAGCUGAGCAACAAAGAAAACAGCUGGAGGAUGAGCUGGUCAAAGUGAGAAGUGAAAUGGACAUACUCAUCCAGAUGAAGUCCAAAGCGGAGAAGGAGACCAUGUCAUACACUGAGAGGAGCAAACAGUUGCUUGAGGCUGAAGCUGCCAAAAUGAGGGACCUCGCUGAGGAAGCAAGCAAGCUUCGCGCCAUCGCAGAAGAGGCAAAACAUCAUAGACAAGUCGCAGAGGAAGAGGCGGCUCGACAGAGAGGCGAAGCUGAACGGAUCCUCAAAGACAAGCUGGCGGCGAUCAGUGAGGCCACUCGUUUGAAAACGCAGGCUGAGAUCGCUCUCAAGGAGAAAGAGGCAGAAAACGAGCGACUCCGGCGACAGGCUGAAGACGAGGCCUACCAGAGAAAAGCUCUUGAAGACGAGGCCAACCAGCACAAACAGGAGAUUGAGGAAAAGAUAGUGCAGCUCAAGAAGUCUUCUGAAGCUGAGAUGGAGAGACAAAAAGCGAUUGUGGAUGACACUCUGAAACAGAGACGGAUCGUUGAAGAAGAAAUCAGAAUUCUGAAGCUCAACUUUGAAAAGGCGUCUUCAGGAAAGCUUGACCUGGAGCUGGAACUCAACAAACUGAAAAACAUUGCAGAGGAGACCCAAGAAAGCAAACUCAGAGCAGAAGAUGAGGCGGAGAAGCUCAGACAGAUUGUUCUCGAGGAGGAGAAUAGGAGGAGAGAAGCCGAGGAGAAGGUGAAGAAGAUUGCCGCUGCGGCAGAAGAAGCAGCCAGACAGCGCAAAGCAGCACAGGAUGAGGUUGAGCGCCUCAAAAAGAAAGCAGAAGAAGCAAGAAAACAGAAAGACGAUGCUGACAUUGAAGCAGAGAAACAGAUCGUCGCCGCCCAGCAAGCAGCCCUGAAAUGCAGUGCGGCUGAAGAGCAAGUCCAGAGUGUUCUAGCUCAGCAGCAGGAAGACAUCCUCAUGCAGAAGAAGCUGAAGGAAGAGUAUGAGAAGGCCAAAAAGCUCGCCAAGGAGGCAGAGGCAGCGAAGGAGAAGGCGGAAAGAGAGGCGGCUCUUCUCCGUCAACAAGCAGAAGAAGCGGAGCGACAGAAGGCGGCUGCUGAGGAGGAAGCUGCGAAACAAGCCCGAGCUCAGGAGGAUGCUGAGAGGAUCAGGACAGAGGCCGAGUACGAAGCGGCUAAAAGGGCGCAGGCGGAAGCCACGGCGCUCAAGCUGAAGCAACAAGCUGAUGCAGAAAUGGCAAAGCACAAAAAACUGGCAGAGCAAACGUUAAAGCAGAAAUUCCAAGUUGAGCAAGAGCUCACCAAGGUUAAACUCAAGCUUGAUGAAACGGAUAAGCAGAAAUCCAUCCUGGAUGAAGAGCUGCAGCGCCUGAAGGACGAAGUGGAUGACGCAGUUAAACAAAAGGCUCAGGUGGAGGAGGAACUCUUCAAAGUCAGAGUUCAGAUGGAGGAGCUGCUCAAGCUUAAAAUCAGAAUUGAGGAGGAAAAUCAGCGGCUUAUUCGGAAAGAUAAAGACAACACACAGAAAUUCCUUGAAGAGGAGGCCGAGACGAUGAAGAAGCUGGCAGAGGACCCUGCCCGACUUAGCGUGGAGGCCCAAGAGGCUGCUCGGAUGAGACAGAUCGCUGAGGACGACCUGAACCAGCAGAGAGCUCUUGCAGAUAAAAUGCUCAAAGAAAAAAUGCAGGCCAUACAAGAGGCAUCCAGAUUCCGAGCAGAGGCCGAGAUGCUCCAGAGGCAGAAGGACUUGGCUCAGGAACAAGCCCAGAAGCUGCUGGAGGAUAAGCAGCUGAUGCAGCAGCGUCUGGAAGAAGAGACGGAGGGCUACCAGAAGUCGCUCGAGGCAGAGAGGAAAAGGCAAAUGGAGAUCAUCAGCGAGGCGGAAAAACUCCGACUUAAGGUUUUGGAAGUCAGCGAAGCCCAGGCCAAGGCUGAAGAGGAAGCGAAAAAAUUCAAGAAACAAGCGGACACGGUCGCUGCUCGUCUUCACGAGACCGAAAUAGCCACCACGGAAAAAAUCAGCAUAGUGGAAAAAAUGGAAUUGGAUAAACUGUCCUCCAGCAAAGAGGCUGAGGAUUUACGCAAAGCUAUCGCAGACCUAGAGAAGGAGAAGGCUAGACUGAAAAAGGAGGCAGAAGACCUUCAAAAUAAGUCCAAAGAGAUGGUCGAUGCACAGCAGAAGCAAAUUGAGCACGAGAAGACGAUGCUCCAGCAGACAUUCCUGACAGAAAAGGAGAUGCUGUUAAAGAAGGAGAAGCUCAUUGAAGAUGAGAAAAAAAAGUUAGAGAGCCAGUUUGAAGAGGAGGUCAAAAAAGCCAAAGCUCUCCAAGAUGAAAAGGAACGCCAAAGACAACAGAUGGAGGAGGAGAAGAAGAAGCUCCAGGCUACCAUGGAUGCAGCCCUCAACAAACAGAAAGAGGCUGAGAAGGAGAUGAUGAACAAACAAAAAGAGAUGCAAGAGCUGGAGAAGAAGAGACUUGAGCAGGAAAAGCUUCUUGCUGAAGAGAACCAGAAACUGCGUGAAAAGUUGCAUCAACUUGAGGAGCAACACAUGAGAGAAAUCGAUCAGCCUGAUAAAGUUCCGGAGAAAGACGUAAUACACAGGACAGUAGUUGAGAUCACAAAAACUGUUCUGAAUGGCCAAAAUGUAGCAGAUGUGGUGGACACUGUACAGAAACAAGAUCCAUUAGCUUUUGACGGCAUUCGUGAUAAGGUUCCCGCCAGCAGACUUUAUGACGUUGGCCUUUUACCCAAGAAGGAGUUUGAGCAGCUGAAAAAUGGCAAAACUACUGUGGAAGAGCUUGGUGAGACUGAAGAGCUGAGAAUAGUCCUGAAAGGUGAAAAUGGCAUCGCUGGGCUGCUGACGCCAUCCAAUCAAAAAAUAUCAAUCUAUCAAGCAUCAGAGGAAAAGAUGAUUACCCCAGGAACAGCCUUGAUUCUUCUUGAAGCCCAAGCAGCCACAGGUUACAUUCUAGACCCCAUUAAAAACCGAAGGCUGACAGUUAGUGAGGCUGUCAAAGAAGGUGUGAUUGGCCCUGAGCUGCACAACAAGAUGCUUUCAGCUGAAAGGGCUGCAAUUGGGUACAAAGAUCCGUAUACAGGGGGAAAGAUAUCUGCCUUUGAAGCCAUGAAGAAGGGUCUGAUUGAACAUGACCAUGCCACCAGAGUCCUUGAGGCUCAGCUUGCCACCGGUGGCAUUGUUGACCCCAUUAAUAGUCAUCGUGUACCCAUGGAAAUCGCGUACAAGCAGGGGCAGUAUGAUGCAGAAAUGAACAAGAUGCUGCAGAAUCCCUCAGAAGACACGAAGGGAUACUUUGACCCUAGUACUCAAGAACCAUUGACAUAUUCUGAGUUAAUGGAUCGAUGCCCCACUGACCCCGACACUGGUCUGCUGUUCCUGCCAAUUACAGAUAAAGCUGCUCAUUGCUCACGUAUAUACACAGAGGAAGAAACCAAAGAUGUGUUCAACAAAACAACUGUGGAUGUACCAUUUGGACGCUUCAAAGGAAAGACUGUUACAAUCUGGGAAAUAAUCAAUUCUGAGUACUUUACUGAUGACCAGAAGAAGGACCUUCUGCGUCAGUACAAAACAGGCAGAAUCACAAUAGAAAAGAUCAUCAAGAUUGUGAUUACUGUAGCAGAGGACACAGAAAAGAAGAAUGAAAUUACUUUUAAUGGUCUGAGAGCACCUGUCCCUGCCGCUGACCUCUUAGAAUCCAAAAUCAUUGAUAAAGAUCUCUACAACGAUUUGCACAAGGGCAACAAAACGGUGAAAGAAGUUUCUGAAAUGGAACCUGUCCACAAUGCACUUCAGGGUAAAAAUGGCAUUGCAGGGGUAGUUAUUGACUCAUCCCAGGAGACGAUGUCCUUCUACCAAGCUAUGAAAAAGGACAUGAUGAGAGCAGGACCUGCUUUGAAUAUGCUUGAAGCCCAAGCAGGAACAGGAUAUGUGAUAGACCCUGUAAAUAAUCAAAAAUAUACUGUUGAUGAAGCUGUCAAGGCAGGUGUUGUUGGCCCCGAGUUGCAUGAAAGACUUCUUUCUGCAGAGAGAGCCAUCACCGGUUACAAGGACCCUUACACUGGAAAAACUGUAUCUCUAUUUCAAGCCAUGAAAAAAGAUCUAAUCCCAAAAGAACAAGGAAUCCGUCUGCUCGAUGCUCAAGUCACCACUGGCGGUAUCAUUGAUCCAGUAAAAAGCCAUCGCAUUCCACAUGAUGUCGCCUGCAAGAGAAACUAUUUUGAUGAUGACAUGAAAGAGAUUCUGACCAAUCCCACUGACAAAACUAAGUGUUUCUCUGAUCCCAACACACAGGAAAAUGUUACCUAUUCAGAGCUCUUCAAGCGAUGUGUCACUGAUGAGAAAACAGGCCUCCAACUGCUACCUCUCUCUGAGCGGGCAGUUAGUGUCAAAGAACAGCCAACGUACACAGAGGCCCAGACAAAAGAUGUUAUGACGCAGUCAACUGUGGAACUUGAAUCUGGACCAUUUAAGGGGAAGAAGAUGACUAUCUGGGAGCUAAUCAACUCUGAAUAUCUCACUGAGGAUCAAAAGCUAGACCUCAUCAGGCAGUACAGGUUAGGGAAGAUUACAAUUGAAAAGAUAAUCAAGAUUGUUAUCAAAAUUGUAGAUGAGAAAGAAACCAAGAAACUUGAAGAGUCCGGUUUCAAGGGUCUCAGGGCUCCUGUCCCGGCUAGCUCUCUGUAUGAUUCCAAAAUCAUUGAUAAACCAACGUUUGACCUCCUGCAAGAAGGUACAAUGACACAGAAGCAAGUCAGUGAGAAUCCCGAUGUCAAUAAAUACCUCCAAGGCUCUGACAGCAUUGCUGGUCUCUACCUGGAGCCAACAAACGAAAAAGUAAGCAUUUAUCAUGCCAUGAAGAAACAACUUCUGAGGCACAAUACAGGCCUUGCACUCCUCGAGGCCCAGGCUGCCACUGGGUUCAUUGUAGAUCCAGUGAGGAACCAGUGCCUGUCUGUAGAUGAAGCGGUAAAAGCAGGCGUUGUUGGCCCUGAGCUCCAUGAAAAACUGCUCUCUUCAGAAAAGGCAGUCACUGGUUACAAAGAUCCAUUCACAGGCAACAAAAUCUCUGUUUUUGAAGCAAUGCAAAAAGACCUCAUUCUGAAAGAGCAUGCCAUGCCACUGUUGGAAGCCCAGCUGGUUAGUGGAGGAAUCAUUGACCCCGUGAACAGCCAUCGUGUCCCGAUUGAUGUUGCGUAUGAAAAGAAUAUUUUAAGUAAAGAAAUUGCCAAUGUCCUAUCCGAGCCAACAGAUGAUACCAGAGCUUUCUCUGACCCAGAAACGGACGAGAGUGUAACCUACAGACAGCUUAAAGACAAGUGCUAUAAAGAUCCAGAGACAGGCCUGUGCAUUCUUCCACUCUCUAAGCCACAGUCGCCAACUGUCGUGGAAAAGACGUAUCUCUACACAGAGGAGAAAACCCAAAGUGACCUAGCCAACACCGAAAUUGACAUUCCAAUCGAGGGUCUUGCUGAGAAGCCAAUGAACCUGUGGGAUGUCAUGAACUCAAAUUUGCUUCCCGAGAAGGAAAGGCAGAAACUGAUCGACGAUUAUCGUUCUGGCAAAAUCACUAAAGAGCGCAUGAUCAUCAUUAUCAUCGAGAUAAUGGAGCAGAGAGAAAUCAUCAUAAAUCAAAGUCCGAUGACCUGCAAGACGAUAAGGAGAAGGAUAACCAUCGAGGAGCUCUACAAUGCACGCAUCAUUGAUUUGGAGACGUACAACCUGCUGAAAGAGGGCAAGAGGAACAUCCUUGACAUCAUGGAGAUGAGCAGUGUGAAACAGUAUCUCUACGGCACAGGUUGUGUUGCUGGGGUCACAACUGACUCCACCUCAAAGAUGAGCAUUUAUCAAGCAAUGAAGAGAGGUUUUUUGAAACCAGAAGUAGCCCUCACCCUCCUGGAAGCACAAGCUGCGACAGGUUUCAUUGUCGAUCCUGUCAAAAAUGAGACGCUCACUGUUGAUGAGGCUGUUCGCAAGGGCGUGGUGGGCCCUGAGAUCCACGACAAACUUCUUUCAGCUGAAAGAGCAGUAACGGGAUACAAAGAUCCGUACAGUGGGAAGGUCAUAUCUCUUUUCCAGGCAAUGAAAAAAGAUCUUGUUCCAGAGGAUUAUGCCCUUAAAAUGCUAGAGGCGCAAACUGCAACUGGGGGUAUUAUUGACCCUGAAUUCCAGUUUCAUCUUCCGUCAGACAUCGCUAUGCAGAGAGGUUAUAUCAACAAGGAAACCAAUGAGAAACUGACUGAUGAAGUUAAAGGUUUCGUUGACCCUGUGACUGAAGAGAAGCUCUCAUAUGCAGACUUACUCAAGAGAUGCAAGUUAGAUGGUGGAUUGCAUCUUCUCUCACUGGGAGAUAAGAGGCUAAUGUUUAAGGGUCUGAGGAAGCAGAUCACAAUGGAGGAGUUACUCCGCUCACAAAUUAUUGACCAGCAGACUGUCACGCAACUGAAUCAAGGUCUCAUUUCAGUGGAGGAGGUCACUGAUAAGCUAUCAAGGUACCUUGAGGGGACAAGUUGCAUUGCUGGGGUGUAUUUAGAUACCUCAAAGGAGCGGCUCUCCAUUUAUCAGGCCAUGAAGAAAAAUAUGAUUAGGCCAGGCACUGCUUUUGAACUUCUUGAAGCACAGGCGGCCACAGGAUAUGUCAUCGAUCCGAUCAAAAACCUCAAACUGACUGUGAAUGAAGCAGUGAAAAUGGGAAUAGUGGGACCAGAAUUCAAAGACAAGCUCCUCUCUGCUGAACGUGCAGUGACGGGAUAUAGAGAUCCUUAUUCGGGCAAGACGAUCUCUCUGUUCCAAGCCAUGAAAAAAGGACUCAUCUUGAAAGAUCAUGGUAUUCGUCUCUUGGAAGCUCAGAUUGCCACUGGUGGGAUUAUUGACCCAGAGGAAAGUCACCGUCUGCCUGUUGAAGUUGCCUAUAAACGUGGUUUCUUUGAUGAGGAAAUGAAUGAGAUUCUGACUGAUCCAUCAGAUGACACCAAAGGUUUCUUUGAUCCCAACACUGAGGAGAAUCUAACUUACCUUCAACUCAUGGAGAGGUGCAUCACUGAUCCAGACACUGGCCUUGUACUCCUGCUGCUGAGAGAGAAGAAGCGAGAAAGGACAACAUCUUCCAAAUCUUCAGUUCGUAAACGCAGAGUUGUGAUUGUGGAUCCAGACACGGGCAAAGAAAUGACUGUGUAUGAGGCCUACAGGAAGGGACUGAUUGACCACCAGACAUACCUGGAGCUUGCAGAGCAUGAGUGCGAAUGGGAAGAGAUAACCAUGACAUCCUCUGACGGUGCCGUCAAAUCAUUGAUCAUUGACAGGAGGUCCGGGCGGCAGUACGAUGUUGAUGAUGCUCUUACUCGUGGACUAAUUGACCAAAAUUCACUUGACACCUAUAGAACUGGAAACUUGUCCAUCACUGAAUUUGCUGACAUGCUUUCGGGAAGCAUGGGAGACUUACGUUCUCGCUCAUCAUCCUUUGGUUCCACCACUGGUUCCACAUCCUCCUAUCCUAUGAGCCCUAUACCUUCCAUUAAAGCACCUGCAAUCAUUUGGAAUGACCCAGCAGAGGAGACUGUCCCCAUAGCUGGAAUAUUGGACACAGAUACUCUGGAGAAGGUGUCUGUCACUGAAGCCAUACACAGAAACCUAUUGGACAACAUCUCUGGCCAAAGAUUGUUGGAGGCCCAGGCCUGCACAGGAGGAAUAAUUGAUCCUGCAACCGGAGAAAGAUUCUCCGUCACUGAAGCUACCGAAAAAGGUCUAGUCGACAAAAUCAUGGUGGAUCGCCUCAACUUGGCUCAGAAAGCAUUCAGUGGAUUUGAAGAUCCCAGAACUAAAGUAAAGAUGUCUGCUUCCCAGGCUCUGAAGAAGGGUUGGCUGUAUUAUGAGGCAGGGCAACGUUUUCUUGAGGUCCAAUAUCUGACUGGUGGACUUAUUGAGCCUGAUGUUACUGGCAGAGUGUCACUUGACGAAUCCAUCAAGAAGGGCACAAUUGAUGCUCGCACUGCUCAGAAACUGAGAGAUGUUGGUGGCUAUUCUAAAUAUCUAACAUGUCCAAAAACCAAACUGAAAAUCUCCUUCAAAGAUGCCAUGGACCGAAGUAUGACAGAGGAAGGAACCGGUCUAAGACUCCUGGAGGCCUCUUCUCAAUCCAGCAAAGGCCUGUACAGUCCAUACAACGUCAGCGGGUCUGGAUCUGCCUACGGCUCCCGGAGCGGCUCCAGAUCGGGUUCCCGGAGAGGCAGCUUUGAUGCCGGCCUUGGUUUCACCACGAACCUGUCUAGCUCCACCUUCACAUCCUCGUCCACCAGCUACUCCCGUAGAUACUGAUCACCUACAGUCACCACAAGAGGAUCUGAUAUUUUGAUCCAGUUUUUCCACAUACAACUAAAUCUGUAUAAGGAGAUCGGGGCUCAGGCAGCCUUCAACCUGCGAGGCGAGCACGUUUACCGUUUGUGCCGCUGUGCUCGACUGGGUUUAACGGAUGAACUUCUGAGUAAAAGUAACGGGACGCUCACCUCCCAGAAUUCAUCACCCUGCGACCUUGACGAUUCUAAUCUGGCGGGUUUCCUGCCAGCUCUUUGGCCUUCAUCGGAAGCUGGAGAUGAGGAUAAAACAGUGGCUCUGACCGGAUCUCCCACCUCACAGGAUCAGAGAUAUGGGAGUGACGUGGAGGAUUUGAGCCUAUGGCAGUGGGAGUUCAGAGGUCAAAUCAGAGCGCUGAGACAGUGGCUGAAGAAGAUGGAGACGAGGCUGCUGGUGACGGACACGAGGGGUAAGUUGGAGCUCAAACCGCCAAAACCGCCACCAACUGAGGACGGGAAGUUUGCAGGCAAAGAAAAUGAUGGAGCAGGAGGAGAGAAGAAAAGCACUCAGAGAGGUCCCAUCAUCCGGCCCAGCUGCCUGGGCCAGAAGUCCAAACAUGUGCGGACAGACGAGGCUUUCCUGAAGGAGUGCUACCAACGAAGGAGACAAUGGGCACCCCCGGAGCAACAUGGCGAGGCCAAAAAACUGGAAGCGAUGAAAGAUCAAGGCAGGGAGGAUGUGAACAAGGAGACACACACAGAGACAGACAAUGGAGGCCAUGAAACCAAUCAUAAAAGGGAGGAGGAGGUUCAUACACCCGUCUCAGACAAACUGCUUUGCAGCUCCCCGGCCUCCACCAUCAGGAGCUCCAGCACUCUGGAUAAUGCUUGGCACAGUAGUCCUUCACCAAUAAAAACAUCCCGAAAUGGGACACUGACACGGAGAAUAGUGCCUCCGGAGUUUUCCAGAUCCCCUUUGGCUCAACCUGACAAGAGGUCCAGCCUCCAGAAGAGGGACUCCAGAGAAGGAAGCCCCUGGUCCUGGAAGACCGUAGCCUCACGUGAGGUGACAGAGGUGACGGAGGUGACGGAGACAAUUGUCACUGAAAUUGUGGAAGUGACUGAGUAUCCGUCUGGAGAUAAAGGAGGAGACCCCAUAGUCACCAGAACUGUCAGGGUCCUGAAUGGAGUCGCAGACGAACUUGCAGAGCUCCAGAGUGAUGGACACUCAAGUCAGACCAGGAUUCCAGUCUGGAAAGAUGGACGAAUUCCAGGAGUGCGGUCCCCCUUAGCACUGAAGGACGCAUCUACGGAUUCUGAGACGUUUCUCCCGAACCUGGAGGCGUUGCUCACGUGGGUCUGUGAGAUCGAAGAACUCAUGCUCAGUCUGAAACCGGCAUCCUCUGAAGUCAAAGUGGUGAAAGCGCAACUCCAAGAACAAAAGCUCCUGCAGCGCCUCCUAGCGGACCGACGGCGUAGCAUGGACACUGUGAUGUUGGAAGGCCCUCAUCUGGUGGAAGCCCACCCGGGAGAAGAAUGGGAGCAGGCAAAGGUCAAACUGUCCGCUCUCACAGAGAAGUGGGGGGCGUUACUGCUGGAGGAGGAGCAAAGGAGAGCGGGUCUGGAGCGGGUCCUGCCUCGGGCCCAGAUCUUCCAGGAAGGAGUGGACGGGAUGCAGCAGUGGCUGAUGUCUGUGGAACAGGAAGUGGCUGAGCUCCGGAACGCGGAGAGAGCGAUGCUUCACCUGUCAGAGGCCACAGAUCGAGCCAAGGUUGUCGUUGACGAAAUUAAAAUCAAAUCUGCUGAAUUGGCAAAAGUCCAGCAGUCAGGUCACGACCUGAUGGAAGCCAUUUCAGAGGAGGAGGCCCAGCAGGUGCAGGAGAAGAUGGAUGCUCUGCGUAGCCGUUGCUCUGUUCUGAGUCUGAGCAGUCUGGACGUGCUGCAGAGGCUGGAGCAGGCCCUGGAGGCCUCCAGCCGCUGCACGUCCAGCCAGGAGGACCUCCACCUGUGGCUGGGCCGCAUAGAGAGGGAGCUGCUGGGGGCAGCAGGAGCUCAGACACAAGCUGGAGAUGCAGGACUGUGUACAGCUGAGAGACAGCGGCUGGAUGAGGCUGUGGUAAAGGAGAUGGCCUGGUUCAGAGAAACGGCUCUGAACCUUGAAAAGCUGAAAACCGUCGAUCUGAACACACGGCUCAUAUCGGAACACUCUACGAACAGAAGAUUUUGGCCGUUGAGAUCUCCAGCCAGGUUCAACAUUGAGAAAAUGGUGAAGAUUGCUGAGAUCUUGCGACAUAUAGUGAUGACGGUGAAAUCAUGUGACCUGCGAGGUCUAAGGGAGUCUGUAGCUGAGCACAGACCUCUGAUUGCACGUUUGUGCUCUCUGGCCAAACGGCUGUCAGAACUAAACCCCAUUCAGGGGGAUGAGUUCCGCCACAAGGCUGCAGAGGCUGAGGAGCAGCAUAGAGUCAUCAGAGACCGGGUCAGGGAGACCGCCAAACUACUCGAGGAGUCCUUGCCUCGAUUCACACAGCUGAAUGACAGGAUAACUCUUAUAAGAGAGAGUCUUGAGCAUCUCCAGAGCCGCAUACAGAGUCCCGCAUCCCUGCCAGGCCUCACGCCGAGAAUCCAGGAGCAGCUGCAAGACAACAAGCAAAGUCUGUCCGAGUUAUCCAAGCUGGAGCUGAGCCUCAGCAGUGUGAAGACACAGGCAGAGGAGCUGCUGGCUAACAUGCAGGCAGCAGGUGAUGGAUCCAUCAGCACAGCAAUCCAAGACCAAGUGUCCAGCCUGUCCCAACUGUGGGACACGACACACACUCAGGCUCAGGAGAGGGACGUCUGGCUGCUCAGUCUGCUGGAUGUUGCCUUGAAGUUCUGGAGUGACGUCAGCGACGUCACAGCUGCACUCAGUGAGGCUCAUCAAGCGGUUCUGGAUCUCAACGGUAGUCAGAUGGACUCUGAAACAAUCCGCCAAAGCCUUGAGACCAUGCAGACUCUCAGGGAGGACAUUGACGGCUUACAGGGAGAUCUGGACAUGCUCGGUGUUCUGGGAAUGGAUCUUAUGUCAGCAUGUGGCGAUACUGACAAACCGGAUGUCACAAAGAGCUUGGAUGAGCUCUAUUGUUCUUGGAACAACUUGAGCAAACUCUGGAAUGACUGUAACAGAAAGUUGGAGAUGUCCUUGCAGGCAGCGCUGCACUAUCAGGACACGAUGCAGGGUCUUUUUGAGUGGUUGAACUCGGCUGAGUUGAGGUCUACAGAAGAGUUUGUUUUAGGAACUGAUCUGGAAUCAGUCAGAGAGCAGCUGUGUGAUCUCAAGGAGUUUAAGCGAGAACUUUACCAGAAGAAAAUCGAGAUCGAGAGUCUGAACCAUCACUUUGUGUGCCGGCUGUCGUCAGGCUCGGAGCGUCCUGGAUCCGUGUCUCUGCUGUGUGACUUCAGACAGCGUUGGGACAACCUGGAGUCAGAGACGGUCAGCAGACAGCAUCAGCUGGAAUGUGCCCUGCUGGGUCUGGGUCAGUUUCAGAACACACUGGAUGAGCUGCACACGUGGCUGUCCCGGACCGCUGAACAACUGCAAGGCAGUCAGCCAAUAAGCAUCGACCUCCAGGCCUGUGAAAUUGAACUGGCCAAACAUAAGGUGUUGCGUAAUGACGUCAUGUCCCACGUUCGCACAGUAGAGUCGCUGAACCAGGCAGGCAGGGCGCUGCUGGAGGUUGGGUCUGGCGACAGUCCUCACGGUCUACAGGCUCGGCUGGAGACCCUCAACGAGAGCUGGGAGUUCGUCCGCUGUGAGACCGAACGCAGGCAGCUGGAACUGGAGAACAGAGUCAGUCAGGUACAAGAUGUGACAAUGGAGAUUCAGGAUCUUCUGCAAUACCUGGAGAACACUGACCUGAGACUGUCCUCCUCCAAAACCAUGUGGGGGAUGCCGGACUCUGCCAGCGAAAGGCUCAGUGCUCACUUGGAGCUGUGUAAUGAGCUGGAGACAAAGCUCCAUGACUACUCCAACGUGAAGAAUGCCAUUCACAGAAUGCUGGACAGCAGCAGUGUCGUCCAGGGAUCGAACACUGAACACAGUCUGUCUGUUCUUGACCAGAAAUGGGUGUCUGUGUACAGCAAAGUCCAGGCGAGAAAGGCAAAGCUAACAGAAGGUCUGAAUCUGGCCAAAGAGUUCCACAGCAACGUUCAAGAACUGCUCACCAAGAUGUCCAAGUGUGAAGACUCCAUUCGACUUCUUGCUGCCCCGAGCUUUAUCCUGGACACAGUUUGCACUCAGCUGGAGGAUCACAGAACUCUAGUGAGCGAGGUGACUGAAUAUGGUGAGAAGAAGCUCCUGGUAGAGAACAUGGGCUUGAGACUGACUGAACUGAGCAGGAAGGAGGACUGCGAUGUGAUCCAGAACCUCAUCAUGACCGUCCAAGAUCGCUACAAAAAGCUCCAGCAGCGUGUUUCAGAAAGAGGUCGCACGCUAGAGGAGGUCAAAAAGAAUUCCAAACAGUUCAUUGAAUCUUGGCGCCUGCUAGUGGACUGGAUGUCCGAAGUCGAACAAACAUUAGAUACUCAUAAGGAGAUUGCCGUGUCCCAUGAAGAGAUAAAGCAACAGCUGGCUGAGCAGAAGGAGUUCCAGAAGCUGCUGAGGUCAAAGAGGCCCAUGUAUGAGGCCUUGCUGAAGAGCGGUCGCAGCCUCCAUGAACGAGCUCAAAGCAGCCAUGACCGUCAACAUGUGGAGAAUCUCCUGGCUGAGCUCAAAGACACAUGGGACACCAUCGGUGGGAAAUCUAUGGAGAGGCAACACAAACUGGAGGAGGCGCUGCUGUUCUCUGGAAGAUUCACUGACGCGCUGCACGCGCUGAACGAUUGGCUGUACAGAGCCGAACCCCAGCUAGCCGAGGACGUGCCUGUCGGUGGAGACAAAGAUUUGGUCAACAACUUGAUAGACAAACACAAGGCCUUCCAGAAGGAGUUGGGGAAGCGUGCCGGCUGCAUCAGGACACUGAAGCGCUCCGUGAGGGAUCUGACCAGGAGCAGCACGGCUGAUGCUCACUGGCUGCAGGAGCAGAUGGAUGAACUGGAGAGCCGCUGGGACGGCGUGUGCAAGCUGUCAGUCAACAAACAGGACCGGCUGGAGACGGCGCUGCAGCAGGCUGAGAGGUUUGACGGCCUGGUCCACUGUUUCAUGGAGCGCCUCACUGAGGUAGAGCGGACACUGAAAUACGGGGUCAUGCCUGAGGAGGAGGAAGCCUUACGUUCCUUCUGCAAACAGCACGAGGAGUCCGUGAGCGGUUUGCAGGCUCAGGCGGCCGAGCUGGAGAAGAUCCAGUGUCUGGGAGAGGAGAUCCUCUCUUCCUGUCACCCAGACUCCAUAAUCACACUCAAAUCUUGGAUCAGCGUCACGAAAAUCCGAUACGAGGAGGUUCAGGUCUGGGCCCUGCAGCAGGGCCAGAGGAUCCACGUCAAUUUGGCAGCACUGGAGGCGGAGAAAGAGGAGGUGCAGAAGCUUCUGGACUGGAUCUCCACAGCAGAGGAGGCCCUCAGCCUCAGGGACCAGGAGCCACUGCCUGGGACCACAGAGCAGAGCCGGGAACUCAUUGAACAGCACACAAUCUUCUUGGAGGAGCUGAAUAAAAAGUUACCAGAAGUUGAACACGCUACAAAAUCCUGCAAGCAAAAAAUAAUUACUAAACAGCAGAUUUCUCCCAGCAAAAGGCCGCUCACAAAGAGGAGGAGCACCCUGAAGAUCCAGCCGGCUGCACCGCUUCCCCUGGAGCACCUCGACCCCCAAACGCCACAGCUCAGCCAGCUGAUCAGCCACUGGCAGAAACUUUGGCUCCUGGCUGCAGCAAGACAAAACCGUCUGGAACAACACCAGCAAACACUGCGAGAGAUGGAAGAAUUUGCCAACUUUGACUUCAAUAUCUGGCGUAAGCGUUACAUUCAGUGGAUCAGUCACUUGAAGUCUCGGAUCUUGGACGUGUUCCGGAGCAUUGACCGGGAUCAGGACGGACGUAUCAGCCAGAGAGAGUUCAUCGACUAUGUGCUUGCUUCAAAAUUUCCCACCAACCCUCUGGAGAUGAAUGCGGUUGCAAACAUCUUUGACGUCAACAGCGAUGGCUUCAUCGACUAUUACGAGUUUGUGAGCGCGCUCCAUCCAAGCAGAGAUCCCUACAGGAAAACCCUGGAUGCAGACCAAAUCAGAGAGGAGGUGAGUCGACAGGUGUCUCAGUGUAACUGUCCCAAGAGGUUCCAGGUGGAACAAAUAAGUGCCAACAGAUACCGAUUUGGAGAUUCCCAGCAGCUCCGGAUGGUUCGGAUCCUUCGUAGCACGCUGAUGGUCAGGGUUGGAGGAGGUUGGACUGCGUUGGAUGAAUUCCUAGUCAAGAAUGACCCUUGUAGAGUGAAAGGACGAACCAACUUGAAGAUCAAGGAGAAGUAUUUGUCCCCCGCAGGAAGCUCGUCUAAGGGUUUGACUAUAAGCAGGUCCAACUCCAGCCUGAGCCUGUACAGCAGCGCCUCGGCCCCCACCAGUCCCAUGACACGCAAGGCGUUACUCCGCAGGAGUCUCUCAGGUGACCGUUGCAUCCGUCCCAGGAGUUCCAUUGCUGCUUUGGGAUCUGAGCUUCAGUUCGCGGCGGCUGCAGGGGAGGAUAACUCGCCUUCACCAUCAGGUCAGAAAAUGCCUUCAGACGAGGCUGAGAAGUUGCCGACAUGAUGACCUCUGAGCACUGUAUCCGCGCUGCAGGGCUGAACCCAAACACGGCCUGUGGGCCCCAAAACAAGGCAACCGUCAGGAGAGCGACAGAUAGCGAUAGUCAGCUUGGAAAAACAGACACCGAAGGUCAAGUCCAGUGAACAUUGGCAGAUUUAACAUGAAAA
Molecule: messenger RNA, 20692 nt
Organism: Thalassophryne amazonica
Lineage: Eukaryota; Metazoa; Chordata; Actinopteri; Batrachoidiformes; Batrachoididae
Product: plectin-like
Exons: 77
Biological process (GO): wound healing; intermediate filament cytoskeleton organization; hemidesmosome assembly
Cellular component (GO): perinuclear region of cytoplasm; cytoskeleton; intermediate filament
Molecular function (GO): ankyrin binding; structural constituent of cytoskeleton; calcium ion binding
Source: RefSeq, a predicted model, not a curated record